This is a messenger RNA of Anopheles merus, 2120 nucleotides long. RefSeq names its product death-associated inhibitor of apoptosis 1-like. Lineage: Eukaryota; Metazoa; Arthropoda; Insecta; Diptera; Culicidae. Gene Ontology annotation, biological process: regulation of cell cycle; positive regulation of protein ubiquitination; negative regulation of apoptotic process. The transcript is spliced from 2 exons. Gene Ontology annotation, cellular component: nucleus; cytoplasm. Gene Ontology annotation, molecular function: ubiquitin protein ligase activity; cysteine-type endopeptidase inhibitor activity involved in apoptotic process. The record is from RefSeq and is a predicted model, not a curated record. Bases 408 to 1427 code for a protein of 339 amino acids.
UGAAACACAGCAACAGCGUCAGUAGUGCGCUGGUGAGUGCAAGCUGCGGGACCAGUGAGAGGAACGAGCUGUUCGUACGUGUUCAGUCUGAUUUACUCGAUCAAAUUUCGACCAAACUCUCGACCCCUUCUUAAGAUAACUUGAUCAAUGCCGCCAAAGUGCUAAUCACAGUCGUGAUCGCAGAGCGUACAACAUUAAACUGCAUCGCUGAUACGCGCCACUGAUGGCGACAGCUGAGUUCGCAGACAGUAGCAAAUGGUGGAACGUAGUUACAGAGAUAAAAAGGAAUUUUAUCACAAUCAGAUUAUUAGAUAAAUUGAUAGAAUAGUUAAAAACGCGAUUUACGCGAUUAACACUUAGCAGGUUAAAAUAAUAGGAUAACGUUAGGAAAGUACACAACCAGACGCAUGGCAUCUGCUGUAGUAAGUUGCAUUUGUAGAGAAAUAGCUGAAUAUCGUGUUACACACGACACACCAGAGGAAUGUCUUAACUAUGAGGUAAACCGGCUACGAACGUAUUUUCCGUUGUGGACAGUUCCUUACAUCUACCCAGAGGAACUAGCUCGUUGGGGCUUCUUCUACACCGGGUACCGUGAUUGUGUGCGCUGCUACUUUUGCCGCAUCGAGCUUGGAGGAUGGGACGAGCACGACGUCGUGAUAGAGGAACACUUGAAAUGGUCACCCCACUGCAGACUGAUGACCAAACGGCCAACAACCAAUGUGCCUAUUGAUCCGAACUUUCUCGAUCAGUUAGGGGAGACCGUGCCCGAUACAACGGGCACAGGCAGCAUGAUUGCAAGAGAAAUGGCAGCAACAGCAGCGCCGGCAGAAUCGAAUAGGCUUAAUCGCCAGAACGAACUGGAAAGGCACUCACAAAGGACGCAAAAUGAUACGAUGCCCUUCUAUAGGCAGAAGUACCCACAGUACCGAAUAGAGGGCGAUCGGUUAGCGACCUUUAAGGAGUGGCCCAAAUCGAUGCCACAAACACCUGAGCAGAUGGCUGAUGCGGGAUUUUUCUACACCGGCAAGAGUGAUGUGGUGGCGUGCUUUUACUGCGGUGGCAACCUGCGGGACUGGCUGGCCGAGGAUGACCCGUGGGUGGAGCAUGUGAGGAACUUUAGCGAAUGCCCGUACGUGAAGCUAGUGAAGACGCCCGAGUUCAUUGCGGAAUGCCGGGGGGAGAAGGUCACAAACAGUGCGCUCACAGUCGGUCCGGAGCAUUCUGGACUUGGUAAUGUGAGCAAGGAUAAAGAGCAGGACGAAGUGUCGGAUGAAAAGUGUUGCAAAAUUUGUUACAUUCGACCGUUCGAUACGGUUUUCAUGCCGUGCGGACACGUGGUGGCAUGUGGCAGGUGUGCCGCCACUACUACCAAGUGUCCGAUGUGCAAUGAGCCGUAUACCAGCGUUCAGCGUAUAUUUUUUUCGUAAUUUCACCCUUAAAAUUUAGUUGAAACGUUCUCAUCAAUCGUGUAGCAAUCAAUGGAGUGGCACUUGACGUAUCGUAAAAGUAUGUUGCUAAUUGAAGAUAAGUUGCAAACCCAUAAAAGCCUUGGCGUUAUUUGUAGGUCUUUCUAAUCUCGAAUGUAAGAUAAGAUUUCGUGAGGUUGUGAUUAUUUGUUGUCAUAAAUUGAUUGCGCUAGUUGACUGACGCACUGAAACACUUCACUGUCGUUUUGCCGCUAAGGUUGACGAAAGCAAUACAUCCGUGACAAAAAUAGAGCAGCACAUCACAAAUCUUUCCUAUAUCGAGAUAUAAGCGAAGGCUGCCCUAAACGGAAUGACUUGAAGUAGUGUUGGAUUGUGGAGCAAGGAGCAAUCUGAGCCAUAAAGUCUUAUGGCAGUAUGUUCGCAUACCACCCAUUACUACUUUAAUGCAUUCGCGAUGACUACAGGGGUUUGCAAUGCAACCCAAGAUCAGGAGCACAUUUUACGAUUCGUUGUGUGUUGUGAACUGCUCUUUGCACUUAUUAUUUUAUUCACACAUAUUAAAACAUUACAUAAUAAAUAAUAAUAAAAACGUAAAACACUUUAAAACGUACAAUUGCGGUGGCCGCGCACCAACCGCACCGAGCGCCCCUGCCGAGAGCUCCUGCUCGAUCGGCUCGCUAACACACUCUAACU